AUGCUCGUCAAGUCUGUUGCCGCUUUCGCGGCUCUCGCUUUUGCCGCCAAUGUCGCCGCCGAGCCGAUGCCCUACAGGCCGACAAUGAUGAAGACCUCGACCCGCGCCCUGUUCGGUAUUGCCCGUCGCGAGGAGCAGCCGGGGUACCAGCCGGAGGAGGCCAUGUGCAACGACGGCAACACUUGCGAGGAGGCGUGCGGUGCCGGCUACCAGACCUGCAGCUCGACCGACAGCCAGGUCCACUGCUUCAACCCCACUGUCGGAGAGCUUUGCUGCCCCGACCAGUCUGGCAGCUACUACUGCACCGCCGACACCAAGGGCGAGACGUGGUGCUGCCCAGGAGGGCAUGGAUCUGGCCGCCUGCGCCCGCCCGCGUACAGCGUGACCGGCGGGCUGGUUUCUCAGACCCCUCCUCCCGCCACCUCCACCUCGACCACCAGCACGAGCACUAGCACGAGCACCACCAAGGCGCCCAUCACCACGACAACCACCACUUCCUCCUCAAGCACCGUCGUGCGCAACACCACCUCGGUCGCCGUCGACUCACCCACGAGCGCCGUGCUCCUGCCCAGCUCGAGCUCCAUCCAGAGCAACUCGACCUCGGUCUCCACUGUCAAGCCCGCCCAGCCAACCGAGAGCAAGGGUCGAGGAGGGCGCCGGCAACAUCGUCGGCCCCGCGACCGCCCUCGUCCUGCUGGCGGCCGGUUUUGCCGCCCUUCUCUAAAGCUCAUAACAGCACCAUCCUCGGCCCCAAGGUACUAG
This is a messenger RNA of Chaetomium globosum CBS 148.51, 762 nucleotides long. RefSeq lists its product as uncharacterized. The transcript is spliced from 2 exons. The record is from RefSeq and is a predicted model, not a curated record. The coding region runs from base 1 to 762 and encodes 253 amino acids. Lineage: Eukaryota; Fungi; Ascomycota; Sordariomycetes; Sordariales; Chaetomiaceae.